This is a messenger RNA of Schizosaccharomyces japonicus yFS275, 2689 nucleotides long. RefSeq names its product V-type ATPase V0 subunit A. The transcript has 3 exons. Lineage: Eukaryota; Fungi; Ascomycota; Schizosaccharomycetes; Schizosaccharomycetales; Schizosaccharomycetaceae. Gene Ontology annotation, cellular component: proton-transporting V-type ATPase, V0 domain; membrane; vacuolar proton-transporting V-type ATPase, V0 domain. The record is from RefSeq and is a predicted model, not a curated record. Gene Ontology annotation, biological process: proton transmembrane transport. Bases 4 to 2508 code for a protein of 834 amino acids. Gene Ontology annotation, molecular function: proton-transporting ATPase activity, rotational mechanism.
CCCAUGGCACCCUCUCUGUACCGCUCUGAGAAUGUGUCGCUGGUGCAGCUGUUUCUGCCCACCGAGUCGGCACGGGCAACAGUCGCUGCUCUGGGCCGUUUGUCGACAAUCCAAUUUCGAGAUUUAAAUCCCGACGUAACACCUUUCCAACGUUCAUUUGUCAAAGAAAUUCGCCGUCUCAACGAGACUCAGCGCCAACUCCGUUACUUCCAUGCGGAAAUUACCUCUGCCGGUAUCCCCAUCAAAGAAGGUCCUUCUGAAAAUACAGAACUGAUCAACUCCUCUACGGUCGAGGAGGUUAUGGACCAGUGCAACACGCUUGAUUCUCGCAUUCGCCAGCUGGCAGACUCGAGCAAAUCGCUCAAUGAACGCUACGAGCGUCUUUUGCAAUUGCGUAAUGUUCUGAUCAAGACAAACGCUUUUUUCAAUCAAAGCAACGAGGGACUCGUGCUUUCCAGUCUCGACGAAAGUGCUCUUCAUGCUAGUCACGAAGACGACGACGAACUCGCUGCCCCUUUGAUGGGCAGCAGUGCUGUUGAACUCGACACGACAACUACCCCGACUACGCUCUCCGAGUCGGGACACCCGAGUAUUCCCAUUGACUUUGUGGCCGGUGUCAUUCCUACUGCCAAGUUCCAGUACUUGGAGCGUAUUCUUUGGCGUACACUUCGCGGUAACCUUUACAUUUAUCACGUUCCUGCUGACCUUCCAACCGGCUCUAACGACGAUGGACUCGCUGAUGCUCAAACUAUCUUCCUUGUUUUUGCUCACGGUACCCAGAUUCUCUCUAAAAUUCGCAAGAUUUCCGACAGUCUCGGCUCUACGCUUUUCACCGUUGAGGAUAACGCCGCUCGUCGUCUCGACCAGCUUCGUGAUGUCAAUGACCGCAUCGGCGAUCUUUCUUCUGUUCUCGACAACAUGAAAAACGCGCUUUUCACGGAGUUGUCCUUCGUAGCUGACCAUUUGUCUCAUUGGGAGACUCUUUUGCACACGGACAAGUGCGUCUAUCAGGCCAUGAAUCUGUUCAUCUUCGACCAGAAUCACAAGUGUCUUAUUGCCGAGGGUUGGUGUCCCCAGGACAACCUUCCUCUUGUGCAGGCCUCUCUCCGCGAUGUUUCGCAACGUUUGGGUUCGCAGGCCCCAACUAUUCUUAAUGUUCUUGAAACGUCCGAGGUUCCUCCUACUUACCACCGGACCAACAAGUUUACUGAGGGUUUCCAAUCGAUUAUCGAUUCCUACGGUAUUGCUUCGUAUCGCGAGGUGAACCAUGGUAUCGUUGCCAUUGUCACCUUCCCCUUCCUGUUUGCCAUUAUGUUCGGUGAUUUGGGUCACGGUGCGAUUAUGUUUGCUAUUGCUCUCGCAUUCAUUCUCAACGAGAAGAAGUUGGGUGCGAAAAAGGAUCUUGAUGAGAUGGUUGGUAUGGUGUUCUUUGGUCGUUACAUUUUGUUGCUUAUGGGUGCUUUCUCCAUGUACACGGGUUUUCUGUACAACGAUAUCUUUAGUAAGCCGCUUUCUCUUUUCACCUCCGGCUGGCACUGGCCUUCCAAGGCUAGUGGAGAUCUUCUGCGUGCAGUUGAGGUUGGAACGUACCCCAUCGGUGUCGAUCCCGCUUGGCAUAGCGCAGACAAUAACCUUCUCUUCAUGAACUCGUAUAAAAUGAAGCUUUCGGUCAUCUUCGGUAUUGUGCACAUGACAUUCUGUCUGUUCCUUUCCCUUAGCAACUACCGUUUCUUCAAGAAGAAGCUUGACAUCUACGCCGUCUUUAUUCCCUCUCUAAUCUUCCUCGAGUCCAUUUUUGGUUAUUUGGUCGUCACAAUUAUCUACAAAUGGAGUGUCGACUGGAACGGUCUCGGACUGCGUGCUCCUGGAUUGCUCAACAUGCUUAUUCUUAUGUUCUUGUCUCCUGGCACCAUUGCUGAGCCUUUAUAUCCCGGACAAAAGUACGUUCAACUUAUUCUUCUUGGUGCCGCUCUUAUCUGUGUGCCCUGGUUGCUCUGCGCCAAGCCCAUCGCUCUCUAUCGUCAGCACAAGAAAGCUACUGCCCCCAAGUACUUGUCUUUGCGUGAUUCGGAUGAUACGGCUGAGGAUGCAAAUCUGUUGAGCUCCGUCACGGAGGCCGACCCUAAGGACCACGAGGACUUUGAACUUGGUGAGAUUGUUAUCCAUCAGGUAAUCCACACCAUUGAGUUCUGUCUUGGUUGUAUUUCGCAUACCGCCAGUUACCUUCGGUUGUGGGCACUUUCUCUCGCUCACAAUCAGCUGUCGACGGUGCUUUGGAACAUGACAAUUGCUAAUGGUUUCCGCAUGACUGGUGUUUCUGGUUCCAUUGCGAUCUUCAUCUUGUUUGCCUUUUGGUUUGUUAUCACCUGUGCUGUUCUCGUAGCCAUGGAAGGUACCAGUGCCAUGCUUCACAGUCUUCGUUUGCACUGGGUGGAGGGCAUGUCUAAGCACUUUGAAGGUGAGGGUUAUGCCUUUACUCCCUUCAACUUCAUUGAAAACGCCGAGUAGAAUGUUACAACCGUCAUUCUGUUACAUAAUGAGUUGUCUAAUGAACACAUUUUUCCCGUGUGUGAUACAGUCAGGCGAAAAGUGCUUUUGGAUAAUUUAGUUUCUUUUUUAUUUUUCUUUUUCUCUCACUCCCUUCGUACUAGCUGUCAAAUAAUAAUAAUAAUUCGUCCCAUAGAUCCAA